Molecule: messenger RNA, 951 nt
Organism: Podospora anserina S mat+
Lineage: Eukaryota; Fungi; Ascomycota; Sordariomycetes; Sordariales; Podosporaceae
Exons: 7
Coding region: 1-951 (316 amino acids)
Source: RefSeq, a predicted model, not a curated record
AUGAAGGUCUUGUAUGGCCUUUUUUCUCUCCCGGCCGUUUACGGCCAGGGCUUUAGCACGACCAUGCUUCGAUUCGGUUGCUCCGAGGUCGUCCUCGAUCGCAUCGAUCCUCUCGUCGAGCCCGGCGGUAUUCCCUCUGCUCACGUCCAUCAGGUUGUCGGAGGACUCGCGACAUGCACAACAUGCUCGUUUGAUCAAGAUUUGAGCAACUACUGGACUGCCAACGUGUACUUUAAGGCUCGAAAUGGAACCUACAAGCGUGUUCCCCAGAUGGUCAAUGAUGUGGGUGCCCCGUUUACUUCCUCGUGUCGGCUUUUGAGUUUUCCAACACCAAACAUCGAUCAACAACCAGGCUUCAGAAUGUUCACUGGCGAUGCAGCACGCCGCACCUCGACUGGCCUUGGUCGCAAGAUGCAGAGCUGCUAUCGUUGCUACACAGGUCCCAACUUCCAGGGCAACACCAUGAGCCCCUGCAUGGAUCCCAAGCUUGACACCGAGAGCUUUCCAACAACUCCAUGCCCCGGAGGCAUCCGCAGCAGUGUUAUCUUCCCCAUUGCUGACGACCCCCCAAGCUGCUGGGACGGGAAGAACCUCGACACACCGAACCACAUGGACCACAUUGCUCACCCUACGUCCGGGCCUGCCACCUUUGCCGUUGUCGAUGCUGCCUGCCCUGCGAGCCAUCCGGUCAAGAUCCCACAGGUCCACUACGAGGCAAGUGGUUGUUGUCGUGGCUUUGAUGUCUGGCUUACGCUGACGCUGACCGGCUACGGCCAACAUGGCGACUAUGUCUUUGGCUGGAAGGAUGACACUCUCCAGCACGCCAUGGACAACCGCUGCUUUGCUGCCACAUGCCGUGGUUUAACGACGCAGACCUUUGAUAAGGCUAACCAGUGCCAGGUCAAGAGAGUGGUUAAGGAGGAUAUCGACGGCUGUAAGUCUGCGUCCUGA